Molecule: messenger RNA, 1063 nt
Organism: Malania oleifera
Lineage: Eukaryota; Viridiplantae; Streptophyta; Magnoliopsida; Santalales; Ximeniaceae
Exons: 4
Coding region: 85-906 (273 amino acids)
Source: RefSeq, a predicted model, not a curated record
AAUUGUGAGUGUUUCAACUUUCAAGGCCCAGCGGAAGAGAGAAUCAACUGCAGAAGGUAAGGAAGCAUUAAGCAUAUAGCUGCAAUGGGGUCUUCUUCAACAGCAUCCUCCUUUUCUUUAUCCUGUCCCUGCGGCUGGGUUAUCCCUAAUUCAUCUCCCGCCUUCCUCAAACCCUCGACCCUCCGUCUCCGAACUCCUCUUCACACCAAAAUCACAUAUACCCAGUUUUUGAAAACGGCAGAAUCCCACCUUCUCGGAUUCUACAGAGCGAAGGCCAGAGCUACCCUCGAUGAAAAAGAGCAGAAUUCUACUAACCCUCUCGUUGUCCAGGAAGAACGACACAACAGAGACGUUGAGGAGAGUGUGGAAGUUCUGAAGAAUGCUGCAAAGACGAGGCGGGUUGCGGCCGAGAAGGUUGUCUCUGCUCUGUCCGUGAUUGAGAAAGCCAAACUUGAUUCGUCAGGGUUUCUCGAAACACUUGGGGGUUCGGAGUCCCCUGGGAGAACCUGGAUGCUUAUUUUCACUGCUACGAAACAAUUGAAUGGUGGUAGCUACUUCCCUCUUACGGCUGUUCAGAGAUUCGAUGCCGCUGUGAGCAUUCUGAUAAAUAUGAUGGCAAAGAGGAUAGAGAAUGGAGUGUAUCUUGGGCCAAUUGGAAGCUUAACAUUUGAAGGCAGGUUCUCUUGGAAGAAGAGAGUACUAGCAUUCAUUUUUGAGUGCAUUCGGAUUAAAGUUGGACCCUUUAAACCUCUAGAGGUCAGUCUUGGCCAAAAAGGAAAUAGUGAACCAAGCACCAAUAAUCCAUUCUUUAUCUGGUUUUAUGUUGAUGAAGAAAUAGCUGUUGCUCGAGGCAGAAGUGGGGGGACUGCCUUUUGGUGUAGAUGUCGCCGCGUCAAGAGUUACUAACUCUUGAAUCCUUUCAAAUUUUCAGUCAGAUACCAAUAUAUGGUGUUUUAUCUCUUCUUGUGUACAUUCUUCUUCAAUUUACAUUUGAAUCUGUAUGCCAUCAAAUCUAUACUACAUAUAAAGCACGUAUAAAUCGAGUUGUUUUACAUUUUUUUAA